This is a messenger RNA of Scylla paramamosain (green mud crab), 5632 nucleotides long. RefSeq names its product zinc finger protein 628-like. Bases 151 to 2490 code for a protein of 779 amino acids. The transcript is spliced from 4 exons. NCBI's taxonomy places the organism in Eukaryota, Metazoa, Arthropoda, Malacostraca, Decapoda, Portunidae. Gene Ontology annotation, biological process: regulation of transcription by RNA polymerase II. Gene Ontology annotation, molecular function: RNA polymerase II cis-regulatory region sequence-specific DNA binding; DNA-binding transcription factor activity. The record is from RefSeq and is a predicted model, not a curated record.
UCAGCACCACCAGCAAGGGGAAGAACGAAGGAGCUUAAUUUAGAAGUCAAACAACGGAGUAAAGAAGUCAUUAGCAACCAUCUCGUCUGCCUGGCCUUCACUGCCACCACCAUCACCACUACCCUAUAAGUACUGUACAUUGUGUUCCUGAUGGCCAAGGCAGUCGGCGGUGGGAAGGAUGGUGUGACGCAGCCCACUGCACCCUUUGCCACCCUUGCCUCCAUGGGUGAUGGCCUCCAGUUGUCCCCUGCUGCUGUAAGUGUCAUGGUGGAGGGCCGUGUGGAGCCGUAUGAACUGGUAGAGCUCUUCUAUGGGAGCGGCAGUGGCACCCCAACGUCACCACCUGGCCAUGUCCCGCAGGUGUCACCCCAGCACUCCACAGGCACCUCCUCCCCAGAAGUCAUGCAGGUGAUUCACCCCAGGGUGGACGUGGAGAGGGCUGUCCCGGGGCCAUACACUUGUGGGGUCUGUGGCCGAGCCUUCAGGGAGGCGAGUCACUACACCAAACACAAGCGUGGUGCCCUGUGCCGUAAGCUGGCUCAGCGGAUGGCCAAGAAGAACAAGAAGAAGAGGGCCGGCAACAAGCAGGACUGGCCUGACCGUGUCCGGCAGACGGCGCCCCAGAAGCCGUAUGAGUGCACUGUGUGUGGCGCCAAGUUCUGUGACCGUGGCAAUGUGGAGCUUCACUUGGAGAGGCGGCACCACACCCGGCAAAAGCUGUGGGUCAUGGCGGUGCAGGGAGGCGGCUGCUGCCCAGAGUGUGAACGCUGGUUCCCCAACAGGAGUGAACUGGAGCAACACCAGCGGCAGCACCAGCCUGCCUACCUGAGACCUGUACAGCCCAUCACCACCACCACCACCGCUACCACCACUGCUGCCCCCGGUGUGGUGUACUACCCUGAGCCCCUCCAGCAGGUGACCUCUUACCCUGCUCAGGCCCCACCUCCAGGCCCUCACCUCACCCCCCAGGCCCCCCCUCCCCCUCCCCCUCCCCCUCCUCAACCUCCAGCCACAGCUCAAAUGCAUGCUAGCAUGGCCACAACACUCCUUCAUCCUCCCCAGCUGGGGCCACCUCCCUCACUCAUUCCAGUGAGCUCUGCCCCUGCACUGGCUCCCCCAGCUCCUGCCCAUCCUCCCAUGGCCACCCUCCCAUCACCAGAAGUGGGGGAGGCAGCAACCAAGGCCUCACGAAGCAGCCGUGCAGUGCGUCCAGGUUCUGCUAAGUGGAACAUGUGUGGGGACUGUGGCCACCGCUUUGUGGACCCCAUCAACCUUGAGCUUCACCUGCAGCGGCGCCACCCAGCCUCCCGCCUGCUGGACACCAUCACCAUUGCAGGCAACACCAUGCUGUACCGCACCGACCACACUCGGCCAGACUUGAAUGCUGUGGCAAUGACAUCUCGAAACAACCUGCCUAGCAACCAGACGUACGAAUGUCUGCUGUGUGGCUUCAGAGCCACCAUGCACAGCCUAGUCACUAACCACCUCCAGAGUGUCCACGGCACUGCCAACUCUAACUUGAUUCACGUCACAGAGACCCCAGAGCCCACACGCAAGGCAGUGCGGGGCAGCCAGGCCCGACAGAGCACCAAGGACCAUAAGGAGAGACACGUGUGUGAGGCCUGCGGGGAGGUGUUCCCCCUGAGGGUGGAGCUGAUCAGGCACCGGGUGAAGGAAAAGAAGUACAGGUGUGGGGUGUGCUGCCUGGCAUCCUGUAGCCAGGAGCAGGUCUCUGCCCACAUGGCUGCCCAGCACCCUGGCACACCCACCACCACCACAGGCUUGGCGUGCUGGCUGUGUGGCACGUUGGUGUACUCUGCUGCCACUCUGGAUGAGCACCUGAAGAGCCACGGCAUCCUAAGGGCUGAGUGUGUGGAGUGCAGGGAGUGUCGGGCUGGGCUAUCAGACCUGCUGUCUCACCUCAGGACCCACCUACCCCUACAGCCCUCCAGGGUCCGCCUCUCCCUGUCCCAGACUGGCCAGCCAACAACUACUCAAGAGGUGGAAGUGGCACUAGAUGGCUCCGUGUACAGCACCACCAGUCAAGAUGCAGCCCCUGGAGGGGACACCCCAACAGCCUGGGCAGCUCUGGCUUAUGCCUGCAGUGAGUGUGGAGCAUGCCUGGCUGGGGCAGCACAGCUUGAGGCUCAUCUGCAGGUACAUCAAACCAGCCAAGUCCCUCACCCAGCCACCUCCACUCACUCCAAUACCACCACCACCAAUGCUGCUGCUGCUGUUGCUGCCACCACCCUCACCACUCCAGCCACGCCCUGCCUGGCUGGGGCAGGGGUGUCCCGUGUGCCGGGGUCCCUGGAGUUUCGUUGCGAGGAGUGUGGGUUCUGGCGCCAGGAUGGGGAGCCGGUGAUGAAGCACAUCCAGGCAGUGCACAUGUCUGGCAACAUGCUGCACUCUGUCAGGCUUCCCUCAGGCCUUCUGCAAGUUCACCCCAUCCAGGUGGUGACCCCCAUCAGCACCCUGGCUUCACAGUGACCCCCACCACACCUUACCCAUAGGGACUGUUCUUAUCCCCUUAUGAAGACUUUGUUAUGCACUUGUUAGUUAUUUGAGGUGCCCCUGACAGUAAGACACAGUGUCUGUGCUGCCCCAGUGUUCUCCCCCAGCAGGUCCUGGGUGGGUGCACACCACUCUAAGAGAAUGUUUUGUGCAGUAAAAUGAUGAGCUGGAAAAGGAUCUGUGUAUGAAGGUGAAUCUUGAGAUCAGUGUAGCAAGCAGGAAUGUGUGUGUGUGUGUGUGUGUGUGUGUGUGUGUGUGUGUGUGCGUGUGCUUGGCAGACAGUAAAUAGCAUCUUUAUAUAACACAUGUCACAUUUUUAAAAUGUUUUAAGCCUUGUGCUGGAACUCAAUACGGGUAAAAUCAGCUGGAAAACGGGGAAGUGUAAGUGUGUAUGUGAAAGAGAAUAACAAGCAAUCCUACCUCAUCUUCCAGGAUGAUAGGCACUGUAUUGUUGCACUGGGUUUAGAUAAAUUGAUCUGUUAAGUAAUACAUAUAUACUGUAAAUCAGCUCACACAUACACACACACAUACACACACACACACACACACACACACACACACACUGUGUAGUGUAGUGGUUAGCACGUUCAGCUCACAACCAAGAAGGCCUGGGUUUGAAUCCCAGGAGCGGCGAGGCAAAUGGGCGAGCCUCUCGAUGUGUAGCCCCUGUUCACCUAGCAGCAAGUAGGUACGGGAUGUAACCCGAGGAGUUGUGACCUCGCUGUCCUGGUGUGUGGUGUGUAAGUGGUCUCAGUCCUACCCAAAGAUCGGUCACUAUGAGCUCUGAGCUCUUUCCGUAAGGUAAUGGCUGGCUGGGUGACCAGCAGACGACUGUAGGUGAAUCACACACGCACGCACGCACACACACACACACACACACACACACACACACACACACACACACACACACACACACACACACACACACACACACACACACACACACACACACACACACACACACACACACACACAUUGGUAUCACAUUCAAAAUCACUUUUUUUUUUUCUUUUUUUUUUCUUUUUUCUUCUGUACUUCCAUACCUCCUUUGGCUGGCUGGAAUCUUGCAUCUCACACAACACUAACAUGUAGGAAAAUGAGCCAUCACUAGUGGCAACCCAGCACUGCCAGGAUGAAGGGUGUAGCUUAGCUCUUGUGCUUAGUGCGGCAAGUGGGAGGCAGUAGUGUGGACGAUAAGAUAGAAUUUCACUAUUGUAUGAGUUCCCUUCAUGAAGAUUCUCACAUGAUUAUUUCACCCCAAAUAACUCACCCUUACCUUAUCUGACCUUCCUAACCUAAUCUAACCUAAUUUAUGACAAAUAUUUGGGAGGAAAUCUUGUGGGUUGAAUGUUUGCAAGGGAAAUUUUCUUAGUGGAAGUUGGCAUUGUGAGGCUCUAGGCAUCACAGUAAUUACCACCACCACCACUGCCAUGCCCCAGCCCUGGAUGCACAUGACACCAGUCCUUACCUGUUAUAUUAGCAGGAGUGUACAGUGUUGAUUGCUAAGUUACAUGGUACAUAGAGUUAAGGUUUUCCCCCAGCUCUUCUUCACCUUGUUCAGGUAUCAGGAUUGUAAUUGAGUGACAGCUACCAGAUGGAUCCAGAUGGAGGGCGAUGAAUCUCUCAAAGUCUUUUUGAUAAUUUUGUAAGUGUUUUGUGUGAAGGCUGGUGAGAUGGGAUGGGUUGUGUGUGUGGGCUUCUGUCACCUGAAUUUUGUUGAGCAGUCCUCAAACUCUGACUUGCUUGUAUACAUGUACUUCCAGAUGACUGUAAAUAUUACUUUUGGAUCAUGACUGCAUUGCAUGUAAUAUGUAUGAAGGUAUGUACAAAUGUAUGCAAGCACACAGGCCCACAUGGAAACCUCUUUUAUGUAUAACCAUGCAUUUUUAUAUUUGAUUCUUGCAAUGUGAGGUCCAACACACACACACACACACACACACAGAUACAGCAGUUAACUAAACUUAUCAUGUUUUCAUUUCAUAUACCUAUAUGUUUCUUUUUCUCCAUUUAUGAUAAAGAUGUGACAAUAUCCUUUACACAUUACAUGCUGCUGCUGGCUAAACUGAUGUUGAAGCCCUAUCCCCUGCUGCCUUCCCUGUCAAUGUGGCAGCUGAUUAGUGCACUCACUAUGUUCUUGUCUCAUUUGCAAAUUUUUGUAUUCAAGAUAUUUUUAAGCAUCUUUUUAAUUAGCAUUGUGUUAAACUAAAAAAAAAAUUUCAAAGAUAUCAAUAGGGAAAAUAAUAAUGAUAUGAAAGUAUUAAUAUUCAGAAAAAUUGUGAGAACAUACAACAAAUCAUUUACAUGAAUUCAUUCAUGUGAGUGUUGGCAUGCAUCACGUUUUCGUGGUGUGUGUUGGCAGUCAGCUGACAGGCAGGUAGAUCAGCAUGCCCUGCAAUGACUACAUAUGGAUAACACCACUGUCUCCUAAAGGAUUGCAAUAUUCCACAAAGGUUAGAACAGAGGUUGUUUUCAUUGUUUAUCAAAUUUAAUCUUAACCUUCUCUUCUCUUCCAUUCCCUUGUUGCAUUCACAUAGAAGCCAGAUGCAAACUACAGAUUCAGUUGUGUGUGUGUGGGGGAAGGGGGAAGAGGGCAGUUGUGUUUUAUUCCUUCAAAGUAAAUACAAGCAUUCCAGAUAGGGUAGAGGUGAUAGACACACACCACAGCACUGAGGUGGCACAAAAAGGACCAGUACAGGAAGGUGAUAAAGCCUGGAAUUUUGCUUGUGUUUUUGCCUUGUUUGUCCAGUCAUGAGCCUUGUUUGUCCUGCAUUGGAAUUACAGAUGAUGGUAAUAGUGAUGUUUAGAUAAUGUUAUAAGGCUUAAAGAGAGAGAGAGAGAGAAGAGACCAAGAGCACCACUUAAUUGUAUUUCAUCUAAAUGUUCAAAGUAAUGUGAGGAUCUGUGUUAAACUUUAGAUGCACAUUAUGUAGUUUGUUUUUAUUGAGCUUUGUAAAUAGAUAGCUGGGGCUCUGUGUGUGUGUGUGUGUGUGUGUGUGUGUGUGAGAGAGAGAGAGAGAGAGAGAGAGAGAGAUUCACACAUCCAAGGGCAUUGUUUUGUCAAAUGUUAAACACUUUGUAAAGUCUCAACAUGAAAUGGUUGUAAAAGUUUUCAUAUUUU